Molecule: messenger RNA, 4515 nt
Organism: Sus scrofa (pig)
Lineage: Eukaryota; Metazoa; Chordata; Mammalia; Artiodactyla; Suidae
Source: RefSeq, a predicted model, not a curated record
GGCGGCCGGCCCGGCCGGGGCGGGCGGGAAGGUGGCGCCUCGGGCGGGGGCCGGUCCCUGCACCAGGUGACCUGUUCCGGCCCGGAUCCGGGCGGCCUCGCCAUGCAGCGGUGCGGCGCGGGGCUCGGGUGGCCACGGCGGCAGCAGCAACAACCCCCGCCGCCCGCGGUCGGCCCCCGGGCCGCAGCCAUGGCCCCCCCGAGCGGCGGCGUUCCCCCGGGCCUCGGCGGCCGCCCUGCCUGCACGCUGCUCCUGCUCUGCUACCUGAAUUUCGUACCAUCUUUGGGCAGGCAGACUUCCCUGACGACGUCGGUGAUACCCAGAGCCGAGCAGAGUGUGGCUUACGAAGACUUUAUUUAUUUCACUGUCUUUGAAGGAAAUGUUCGCAACGUUUCUGAAGUCUCGGUGGAAUAUUUAUGCUCUCAGCCUUGCGUUGUCAAUUUGGAAGCGGUUGUCUCGUCUGAGUUCAGAAGUAGCAUCCCCGUGUACAAAAAAAGGUGGAAGAAUGAGAAGCAUCUUCACACCAGCAGGACACAAAUAGUACAUGUGAAAUUUCCAAGCAUCAUGGUUUACAGAGAUGAUUAUUUCAUCCGACACUCCAUCUCGGUGUCUGCCGUGAUACUACGCGCCUGGAUUACUCACCAGUAUAGCGGCGGAGACUUGAAUGUCAAAUGGGAGGAGAAUUUGCUGCAUGCCGUGGCGAAGAAUUAUACUCUGCUGAAGACCGUCCCACCUUUUGAACGCCCUUUCAAAGAUCAUCAAGUGUGCCUUGAGUGGAACCUGGGUUAUAUUUGGAACCUCCGUGCAAACAAGAUUCCUCAGUGUCCUCUUGAGAAUGAUGCGGUCACCCUCCUGAGCUUUCUCUAUGCCUCGAGUGGAGAAAACACAGGCAUCGUGAAGAAGUUCCUGAGAUUUCGGAACCGAGAGCUGGAGGACCGACGCCAGCGGAUAGAUUACCCAGUUACUGUUUCAUUGUCUUAUUUGCUCCAUUAUUGCAAGGCCAAUCUCUGUGUCCUGUACUUUGUCGUCAAUGAGAUGUACGGCACGCCUUCUGUAUUUCUACCGAAGAGGGUAAGCCACCUGCACAUUCAGAUGCAUCUUGUCAAAGGAGACGACCUUGGUAAAACGAAAUUCACCAUACCUUUAAGGAGUGGCUUCGCUGGAUAUCUCUUUUAACGCGGCCAGAUCGUAGUAACCGCCAGCAGCGGCAGAUUUGAAAACUACCAUAAUCAGACCAUUAGCUUCCGUGAAGAUUUCCAUUAUAAUGACACCGAUGGAUACUUCAUUAUUGGGGGGAGCAGGUAUGUGGCCGGCAUUGAAGGGUUUUUUGGACCCCUGAAGUACUAUCGUCUCCAUGCUCUGCACCCUGCUCAGAUUUUCAAUCCCCUCCUUGAGAAGCAACUUGCUGAGCAAAUCAAGUUAUAUUAUGAAAGAUGUGGAGAGGUUCAAGAAAUUGUGUCUGUGUAUACAUCCACCGUACAGCAGGGGAGCGGGAGGCCAGAAGCAUGCGGCCUCCGGAAUUCCUACCUGGACCUGCAGCGCAGAUACGGGAGGCCCUCGACGUGCAGAGCCUUCCCCUGGGAGAAGGAGCUGAGAGCCAGGCACCGGAGCUUGUUCCAGGCCUUGCUGGAGAUGGGGUUGGUGACAGUGCCAAGGAGCCAAAACGAAUCUGUGUUAGAAGUCGGUGGGCGGAUGUUCGAGAAGGCAGUAAAGAGACUCUCCAGUGUUGAUGGUCUACACCAAAUUAGCUCUGUCGUCCCCUUUCUGAUGGAUGCCAGCUGCUGUGGAUACCAUAAAGCAUCCUACUACCUCGCCGUCUUUUAUGAAACUGGAUUAAAUGUACCUCGGGAUCAGCUGCAGGGCAUGUUGUAUAGUUUGGUUGGAGGCCAGGGCAGUGAGAGGCUGUCUUCCAUGAACCUUGGGUACAAACACUACCAGGGUAUUGAUAAGUACCCCCUGGACUGGGAGCUGUCCUACGCCUACUACAGCAACAUCGCCACGAAGACUCCCCUGGACCAGCACACGCUGCAAGGCGAUCAGGCAUAUGUUGAAACAAUUAGACUAAAGGAUGAUGAAAUACUCAAGGUGCAAACCAAAGAAGAUGGAGACGUCUUUAUGUGGCUGAAGCAUGAAGCUACUCGCGGCAACGCGGCAGCUCAGCAACGGUUGGCCCAGAUGCUGUUCUGGGGCCAGCAAGGCGUGGCCAAGAAUCCCGAAGCAGCCAUCGAGUGGUACGCCAAGGGCGCCCUGGAGACCGAGGACCCCGCUUUAAUAUACGACUAUGCCAUCGUCUUAUUCAAGGGUCAAGGAGUGAAAAAGAACAGACGGCUUGCCUUAGAGCUGAUGAAGAAAGCAGCUUCCAAGGGAUUGCAUCAGGCAGUCAAUGGUCUGGGCUGGUAUUACCACAAAUUCAAGAAAAAUUAUGCCAAAGCAGCCAAGUACUGGUUAAAAGCAGAAGAAAUGGGGAACCCAGAUGCAUCAUACAAUCUUGGAGUCCUGUAUUUGGAUGGCAUCUUCCCCGGAAUUCCUGGAAGGAAUCACACUUUAGCUGGUGAAUAUUUCCAUAAGGCUGCACAAGGCGGACACAUAGAAGGAACGUUGUGGUGCUCGCUCUACUAUAUCACAGGCAACCUGGAGACCUUCCCUCGAGAUCCCGAGAAGGCUGUGGUAUGGGCAAAGCACGUGGCAGAGAAAAACGGCUACUUGGGCCACGUCAUUCGCAAAGGCCUCAACGCCUACCUGGAGGGCUCUUGGCACGAAGCUUUGCUGUAUUAUGUUUUAGCAGCAGAAACUGGAAUUGAAGUGUCACAGACAAAUUUAGCACACAUCUGUGAGGAGAGGCCAGACCUGGCCAAGAGAUACUUGGGUGUUAAUUGUGUUUGGAGAUACUAUAAUUUCUCUGUUUUUCAAAUCGAUGCUCCUUCAUUUGCCUAUUUGAAAAUGGGAGACCUUUACUACUACGGCCACCAAAACCAGUCCCAAGACCUGGAGCUGUCUGUGCAGAUGUACGCCCAAGCAGCUCUGGAUGGAGAUUCCCAGGGAUUUUUUAACCUGGCCCUGCUAAUCGAGGAAGGUGCUAUAAUCCCACAUCAUAUUUUGGAUUUCUUAGAAAUUGACCCGACCAUCCAUUCUAAUAACAUCUCCAUCCUCCAGGAACUGUACGAAAGGUGCUGGAGCCACAGCAGCGAGGAGUCCUUUAGCCCCUGCUCCCUGGCCUGGCUUUACCUUAACCUCCGGCUUAUGUGGGGCGCCGUCCUGCACUCCGCCCUGAUCUACUUUCUGGGAACCUUCCUGCUGUCUGUAUUGAUCGCCUGGACUGUGCAGUAUGUCCAGUCUGUCUCAGCCAGCAGUUCCCAUCCAACACCAGCCCAGUCUUCCUCAGACCCUCCUGCCCCCACUGCAAGUCCAGCUGUGACUCCAGCUACAGAUGCCUCUGCUCAGGACCAGCCCACGCUCACUAAUAAUCCAGAGCCACGUGGGUGAACUGUGCCCUCCAGGUCCUUCCUGAUGAGAAAGAAGCCUUUCAACCGCUGGUAUUGGAAAGCUGGGCAGGGCAUUCGGCACCUUAAAUGUCUUGUCAACUGGAUGCGAAUUUUGCACUUGGUGUCUUUAUCUUUUUUUUUUUUUUUUUUUAAUCAAGGAAAUACCCAGAGCAGACAGUGGUUAUACCAAAGGUUAUCAAAUAAAUACAAGGAGCUUCCUGGUCGCAGGCAUGCCAGGAGGUACACUGCGUCACGGAGAUGUCUGCUGCUGAUGAAUGUGUGUGGGGGAAGCCAGAGUUUGCCCUGUAUAAGGUGUAGACAUAUAGGGUGUAUAAGGUGCAUCUGAAUCCUUACACACCGAAAUGUAUUUUAAGAAUCUCCAUCCCUUGUUCAUUCCCUUUUCUUAAAGAACAGAACAUGGUAAUAUUUUGGUACUUGUGUUUGCCGCUGCCCUGCUCCUCGCAGUCCCAUGGACAGAUUUCAGUUGGAUUUCCAAGACCUAGCAGUUCUAAGGCAUCUUGAAGCAAAUAGGUUAUGGCUGGAAAUACAGGGAAGGCGAUGGCUUUGUAAAUCGGUUUACAUUUCUCUCCUUGAGUUUUUCUAGGGUCGUAGUGCUUCCGAAUCAUUUAAUGAUGCUGUUGGCAAUCGUUUACUUUUCAAUUGCAAUCCGUAAAAUAACAUGUAGAAAAUUCUUAGUAUUUAAGUGUAGUCUUCUCCAUGAAUCACCCGUUAGAAUAGACUGGCAGCCGUGGAAUAGGCAGGAAAUAAGCCUUUAGCUCAUAGUCUCAUUCCCCACCCUUUAUGCCUGCCUGCAUCUGUGUAGGGGUGUGUGUGUGUCUGUGUGUAUGUGUCUGUGUCUGUGUGUAUGUGUGUGUGUGUGUGAGAGAGAGAGAGAGAUUGGGGAUGAGCAGACUAUCUACACUGUAUGUUGCUAAGGUAAUAAAUAAAUCAGUAAUGCAAUAUUGUGGGUUCAAACUCCUCUUUGCACUACUUUAUUUACAGUAGUAAAUAAAAAUUAUUUUUAUACCAUUGA